AUGUCCAGUCUGCAGCGUGUUAUCAUGAAAUCCAGACUACCACCGAUGUGUCCCAAUCCACGGUUUCCCAAACCGAGUGAUCGCGGCUUUCGGCGACAGACGGAUUACAAUCCAUUAAUGUGGGAUGAAUUCUUCGCAGAAAAGAAGGACGUAGAAACGAAGCAAGGUAAAUUCAGAGUUUAUUUGUCCGCUCCAACCGAACCGGGUGCACCGUUGCUGGUGUUGCUUCAUGGUGGGGGAUUUUCCGCACUGUCCUGGGCACAUUUCAGUAGCGAAGUUACCAAGCUGAUUCACUGCCAGUGUUUGGCUUUCGACAUCCGGGGACAUGGUGAUACGUACACGGAAGAAGAAGAUGACCUAUCAGCAGAACGAUUGGCCACAGAUGUUGGGGACGUGAUGCAAGUGAUGUACGGAGAGUCCGCCCCGCCAAUCAUACUAAUGGGACACUCGAUGGGUGGUGCAAUAUGUGUACAUGCAGCCAACAUGUUUGUGCUUCCCUCUCUUAUCGGUGUGGUUGUGAUCGAUGUCGUCGAAGGUACUGCAUUGGAAGCGCUGGCAAGUAUGCAGAGCUUUCUCCGAUCGCGUCCCACCACGUUCAAAAGCAUUCAGCACGCGAUCGAGUGGUGUGUUCGAAGCGGACAGGUACGGAACGUGGAAUCGGCCCGUGUUUCAAUGCCUGGGCAAAUAAUUAACAUCGAAACAAAACAGCUGGCAACGAACGAAUUACCGCUCAAAGCAGAUGCUUCCGCCGAGGAAAAGCUUGAGUUUAAACAUCCAAUGACGAUAUCGGAAGAUGCAGAAAGUGGCGAUAAUUCGAGCGCCUCCGGAAAUGAUCCUGCCAUCACUCCACCGGCAACACCAUCCGGCACGUCAAUGAAUCUGCGAAAAUACGCCUGGCGCAUAGAUCUAUCAAAGUCGGAAAAAUACUGGGAAGGAUGGUUCUCGGGCCUGAGUCAAAAGUUCCUAGACAUUCAUGUGCCCAAGCUGCUGCUACUGGCGGGCAUUGACAAUCUUGAUCGAGCGCUCACCGUCGGACAGAUGCAGGGUAAGUUUCAGCUGCAAGUUCUCGCCCGCUGUGGUCACGCCGUGCACGAAGAUCGACCGCACGAGGUGGCUGAAGUAUUAGCAACGUACUUGAUAAGAAACCGAUUCGCGCAACCGACCACCGACGGACAGUUCCUGAGGCAUAUGCCUGCGUGUUAA
Molecule: messenger RNA, 1203 nt
Organism: Anopheles marshallii
Lineage: Eukaryota; Metazoa; Arthropoda; Insecta; Diptera; Culicidae
Product: protein phosphatase methylesterase 1
Exons: 5
Coding region: 1-1203 (400 amino acids)
Biological process (GO): protein demethylation
Molecular function (GO): protein methylesterase activity
Source: RefSeq, a predicted model, not a curated record